CGUGCAUAGGAAACGUCUAUCUUAUCAGGUAUUCCAAGUUUGAUGUAUUCUUGUGCUUUAUGUUCGGAAUAAUUCGAUAUAAUAUGAGUUGUUCUUCGUUUAAUUAAAUUAAAAUUGAGAUAAUUUAUAAUACAUCAAAUUAUUAUGUGGUGUCGUAAUGUCCAAUCAAAAUUGUUUGACUGCGAUGACCUGACUUAAUCAGUAAAAGGAGCAUGAUAUGGGAAGUCAGAAUGUUUUGAUGAACUUAAAUAAUGUAUAUUCUUAUUUAAAAUAUCAAAGAAAAAAGCCACAUGAAUAAUUUAGUCAGUAGCAAAUUAUCAAUCUAGAGUUGAUCGUGUUAGGAAUGGAAUGAGGAAAUAAUAGUCCUUUAAUGUGGUACAAUAUGCUUCCAAGAUUAAGAAGAAUAUAUCGGUUUUAUAUGAUAGUCGUCGUAAUUAUAAUGAUUAUUGGAUUUAUAAUUUGGUCUAAUAGCAAAGAGAAGUCUAAUGAUUUUGAUUCUUCAAGACAUCUAAAUGAUCGACAAGAUUAUUUGGAUAGUCCAGGUAUUAAAGUGAUAGUAGGUCAUUACAUAGGAGAUUCCAUUAAUCCAUUGAUAACUUCUAAUAUUACAAAAGAAAUUAUUAAUAAAAAUAUGUUCGAUCCUCGUCCGUUUGAAGGUAGAAACGGAGAACCAGUUAUAAUACCAUCUAAAGAUUUCAUCAAAAUGCAACAACUCUAUCAAAUAAAUCAUUUCAAUUUAAUGGCAAGUGAUAGAAUACCAUUAAAUCGUUCUUUACCCGAUAUAAGAAAAAAAAAAUGUAUUACGAGAUAUGCGAAUUUAGUUGAUCUUCCGAGAACGUCGAUAAUCAUAGUAUUUCAUAAUGAAGCAUGGAGUACAUUAUUGAGGACAGUUCAUAGUGUCAUUAAUAGAUCACCUAAAAAAUUAUUAGAAGAAAUAAUACUCGUCGAUGACAAUAGUGAUAGAGAUUUUUUAAAAAAUCCUUUGGAUGAAUACGUAAGGACGUUAGAUGUUUCCACGCGAGUAAUACAUUCAAGAAAACGAAUAGGUUUGAUAAAAGCUAGAAUUUUGGGAGCAAAAGAAGCCAAAAGCGAAGUACUCACUUUUCUUGAUGCCCAUUGUGAAUGUACGGUUGGAUGGUUGGAACCAUUGUUGGAAGUGGUAGCAAAGAACAAGACUCGUGUAGUAUGUCCUAUUAUCGAUAUUAUCAACGACAAUACGUUCAGUUACACACAAUCAUUGGAACCGCAUUGGGGCGCCUUCAAUUGGGAUUUGCAUUUCCGUUGGUUAAGCCUAAACGGUCAACUUUUAAAAGAGAGACUUAAGGACAUCAUAGAACCGUUUAGAACACCUGCUAUGGCCGGUGGACUCUUUUCGAUGAACAGAGAUUAUUUUUUCGAGUUGGGUGGUUACGAUGAUCAAAUGCGCAUUUGGGGUGGUGAGAAUUUAGAACUAUCCUUUCGUGUUUGGCAAUGUGGUGGCAGCAUAGAAAUUGUUCCUUGUUCGCACGUCGGCCAUCUUUUUCGAGAGACAUCGCCGUACACUUUCCCUGGUGGAGUGGAUGAGGUACUCUAUGGAAAUCUUGUCAGAGUAGCUUUGGUAUGGAUGGACGAGUGGGCUGAAUUUUUUUUCAAGUUUAAUCCCGGGGCAGCCAGAUUAAGGGACAAACAACAAGUUAGAUCGAGAUUAGCUUUGCGAAAAGAAUUACAAUGUAAGAACUUCAAAUGGUAUUUGGACAAUGUUUGGCCUGAACAUUUUUUUCCAAAGGAUAAUCAAUUUUUCGGCAAGAUCGUACAUCUGGUUACAAAGAAAUGCAUCAUGCGUCCUCCGAUAAAAACUGUGUACUCGCAGAUUUCGACUUAUCUCAUUCUCGAAACGUGCGUGCCACGUCCGAUUCUUACUCAAAUGUUCAUUAUGACUAAAACUGGUGUUAUAAUGACGGAUGAAAGCCUUUGCUUGGAUAUAGUGGAGAACGAUACGCAACAUACAAGGCCAGAAAUAAAGAUAAUGGCUUGUAAUGGUCUCGAUAAACAAAAAUGGCAAUACAACGUAAAGAGAAAAAUAAUUUUACAUACGAUGUCCAAACUGUGUCUUCAAUAUGUGGCCAAUAGAAAGGAGGGUCUUGUAAUAGCAGAUUGUAAUGGAAAUAUCGAACAGCAAUGGUUAUUAGAAUCCGUCUCGUGGAAAUAAUUAUCAGUAUUUCUUUUUAUAUAUUAAUUAUUACAAUGUACUUUCCUUGUAAACGAUGUAAACUAACAUAUACGAAUAAUCGAAUCCUUUUUUGAUAAUAUUUACAAUUUCAUCAUAUGUUUUCACGAAUAACUAAGUAACUAAUAAAACCGACUUUCUUAUAAGAAAACUAAAAAGAACAAAAAAAUAAUUUAAAAAAUGUUGAAAUAUACACGUAAAAAAAAAAACAGAACAUUUUCUGUGUCAUCGAGUUAGUAUCUCGCGAAUCUCAUUGAUAACUAACAGAACGAAUGUGUUCGUGAGAAGAAAUAAGAUGAAUGUGCCACUUCGAAAGUAGCGAUUACAAUGUUUCUUUCAUAUCGAAGAGACAUUGCUUUUAUAAAUAUACUUUGUUAGAAAAUUUGAUCGAUCAUCUAUAUGUUUUCUAUUGGUAUGUUUAUCUUUUCAAUCGAUGUACACAUCCUCAAACUUAUUAGACCAUUAUUGAGAUCUAGAUUUUUUUUUUAAGUUGGACGGUAUUAUAGUUAAAUUGUAAAGUUAAUAAUAUCAGGCAAAUAAAUUCAUUGAAGGACAACAUCAACUAAUCCCGAUGACACUAUUAUUCUUCUAAGGAAUUGUUUGAUCGAUCUAAUUAGAUUAAAUUUAUUCGGAAAAAUGACGGUGCAACUUUUGCCUUUGCUUGUGAGACUGACUCGGAGUAAAAGAGGAGGACAUUUUCCUACGUCAUUUCAAGAUAGAAUUGACGUUUACGAGGCGAUGUCAUUUACGUUAAGAUCGAACGACGUUCUUCUAUAUAUCUGGGUCAAAGUCACGUCCUCGUCGAGGCCAAAGAGCCACUUAGCCUGAGGCCUAUUUUCCCUGUUCGCGAGAUCCGAUCACCUCCAGGCCAAGUUUGGCAGAGAUGUGCUCGCUCAUCUCUAACGUUCUAUACGAUGCGUACAGGUUGAUUCAUGAACGACAAUGACAAACGAAUGAACAUUAUUCUUAGAUCAAUAUCUCUUUAAACGUAUGAAAAUAUCUUUAAACAUAUUAAACAACUACAUGUUUC
Messenger RNA from Vespula vulgaris, 3236 nucleotides. RefSeq names its product polypeptide N-acetylgalactosaminyltransferase 3-like. The transcript is spliced from 11 exons. The record is from RefSeq and is a predicted model, not a curated record. The coding region runs from base 371 to 2188 and encodes 605 amino acids. Gene Ontology annotation, cellular component: Golgi apparatus. NCBI's taxonomy places the organism in Eukaryota, Metazoa, Arthropoda, Insecta, Hymenoptera, Vespidae.